ACAUGGAGGAGAACUAUUGUAAUAUCAAGAAAGAUUUUACUGAAUUGAUAGGUAAUACCCCUAUGGUAUACCUCAAUAACAUUGUGGACGGUUGUGUUGCUCGCAUUGCUGCCAAGCUUGAAAUGAUGGAACCUGCCUCUAGUGUUAAAGACAGAACUGCAUACAGCAUGAUCAAAGAUGCAGAAGAUAGGGGCUUGAUCACUCCAGGGAAGACCAUUUUGAUUGAAACUACGAGUGGCAAUACUGGCAUUGGAAUGGCAGCUAUUGCUGCAAUGAAGGGUUACAAAGUUAUAAUCCUCAUGCCUGCUUCUUCGAGUUUUGAGAGAAGAAUGGUACUAAGGGCUUUUGGAGCCGAAGUUCGCCUUUUUGAUCCAGCCGAGGGCUUUACUGUGACGCUUGAAAAGAUUGAUGAGAUGUUAGCUAAAACACCUAAUGGUUAUAUGCUUCAUCAAGUGGAAAAUCCUGCCAAUCCAAAGAUUCAUUACGAAACUACUGGUCCAGAAAUAUGGAGAGACUCAGCAGGGAAAAUUGAUGCCCUGGUUGCAGGGGUAGGAACUGGUGGAACUGUGACCGGAACGGGGAGAUUCCUCAAGGAAAAAAGCUCAAAGAUUAAGGUGUACGGCGUUGAACCAGUUGAAAGUGCAGUUCUGAAUGGAGGAAAUCCUGGUCCACAUUUGAUCCAAGGAAUUGGUUCUGGGAUCAUUCAUAAUGUUCUAGAUGCUGAAUUGCUAGAUGAAGUUCUUCAAGUAUCAAGUGAGGAAGCAAUUGAAACUGCUAAGCUACUUGCCUUGAAAGAAGGUUUAUUGGUUGGCAUCUCUUCUGGUGCUGCUGCUGCAGCUGCAAUUAAGUUGGCAAAAAGAGCUGAAAAUGCUGGUAAACUUAUAGUUGUGAUAUUCCCUAGUUCUGGAGAGCGUUACCUAUCUUCACCGCUUUUUGAUUCCAUUAGGCAUGAAGUGACAAACAUGACUAUAAAUUGAUUAAUAGCUACUUCC
Ricinus communis (castor bean) is the source of this 992-nucleotide messenger RNA. Its product is annotated as cysteine synthase-like. The transcript is spliced from 10 exons. NCBI's taxonomy places the organism in Eukaryota, Viridiplantae, Streptophyta, Magnoliopsida, Malpighiales, Euphorbiaceae. Gene Ontology annotation, cellular component: cytoplasm. The record is from RefSeq and is a predicted model, not a curated record. Gene Ontology annotation, molecular function: cysteine synthase activity. Bases 3 to 977 code for a protein of 324 amino acids.